GUGGGCGUGUCUUAAACGGCGGGGUUUCAUUCAUAAAUACUUUUAGCUUUAAAAGUCCACAUUAAAGUGUCCGCGGGAGAGUUUUGCGUUUUUGUCUUCGCCCCUCCGCUCCUGAAUGGACCGGGCUGAUCGAGGAGCCAUGCAGCACUGCCAUCCUGUUGCUCCGAGGCCAGUGGGCCAGCCCUGAGGGGAGAAACGCUGCCACUGCCGCUGCCGCCGCUGCUGCUGCUGCUCGGGCUCAGUCGGCUGGGUGGGCUGAGGCGGCUGAGGAUGCAGCAAGGGAGCUGAGGAGGAGACUCCUAAGUUACAGCCCGACGCGCGCACGCACACACAUCCAGAGCUGCUGCUGCGCACUGCCCUCCAUCAGGGGGGACCCUCUAGUUGGCCUGGACCAUGAGCAAUGAGUCUACCGUCUGGAACCUCCUACCAGAAAACUCCACAGAGAUCCCAUUCGAGGCUGAGGAGCAGCAGGACGACUAUGGCCUGCUCCUGGUGAUCCUCUCCAUCUUCCUGGUGGGAUCGCUGAUCUUCAUCUCUGUCUUCCUCAUCGCUUGCCGCCGCCGAAGAGGCCAAUGGUGUGACAGGGCCAACGAUGACCCCGAGAAAACCAACACCACCUACAUGGAGGAGUCUCAGCCCACCCACGAAAUCACCAUCAGGGUGGAUGAGUCAGACUGCCUGUCCAUGGCCAGCUCUCACGACCAAGAGACAGAGCGCUUCCUCUCCACGGGCCCCACGGGCCGCCGCGUCUCCUUCAACGAGGCCGCGCUCUUCGACCACAGCAAGAAGGCCCAGGAGAAGGGCCGCAGGUACACUCUGACCGAGGGCGACUUUCACCACCUGAAGAACGCGCGGCUCACGCACCUCCACAUACCUCCCCCGGCCCUCAAGAUCGUCACCAUCCACGAGUGCGACUCGGCUGAGAACACCAUCACCAUGACGACGCGCCCCGCUGCUAAGUCAGCGCUUUCCAUCUUCCAGCCGAUGCUGUGUCCCCUGCCACAGACGGCGCUGACCAGCUUGAGUGUCAACCCCAGCAGCGCCCUGCCCGGAGACUCCCUCAACUCUGUGGUGGACACCAGCUUCUGUGACAACACUGUGGCCCUCAGCAUCAAGGAACCAACCUCCAGCUCUAUUGAGGUGAUAGGAGUAGGGCCCCGGGGCAGAGGCAGCAGUGUCAGUGUUGGAGAAAGGGCAGCGGUGGGGAGCGGUGCCUUUCCUGCCGGCGGCGGUGCAGGGAGCCCGAGACCGGUGCUGCAGUUCCUCACUAAACUGCGGCGCCAUGCCAGUCUGGAGGGGGCCAGUCCUUACUUUAAGAUCAAGAAAUGGAAGCUGGACAGCAGCCAGAGAGCGUCAAGUCUGGACACAAGAGGCUCCCCGAAGAGGAGGCAGUUCCAGCGCCAGCGAGCCGCCAGCGAGAGCAUGGACCAGGACGACAACGACGCGCACCACAUAGACCUCAUCCAGUACAUCGCCCGCACCCAGGACGUCGCCUACCGCCCGAGCCAGCCCACCACACGCCUCCUCUCGCCUCCUUCAACACCACCCCCCUCACUCGGCAGGGUAGAGGUGGAGGUGAUUGUGGAGCCCAGCUGCAGCCGUGGAGGACCAGGGGUGAUUGGCCUGUCCCCUGAUCCCCAAGAAGAAGCGCUGUCCGUGGCAAGAAGGGAAAGUGCCAACCCGUCGGACCCAGCUGAUCCCCAGGAUGCCCAGUCACUUUACAAAGACAUUUGGACGCUACGCGCGACGCUCGAACAGUACGCCGCCUCAGACCAGAGCAGCAACAACGACAGGAACUCGGUGUGCAGUGAUGCCGACAGUGUGUGUUCACUGGGCGGACGCACGGACACAGAAAGAACAGAGCUCCCCAGCUACCCAUCCCAGGAUUUAGGGGAUGAGGCAGAUGGCGGAGAGGAUGAUAGGGACUUCUUUAUGAAUGUGGAUGAGAAGUCGGGGUUGAAGGAGACCAAAAAGCGGAAACAGGGAAGCACAGACUCGGAGCGAGGUGGCAGCGACGGAGAAACAGGGACUCGCAAGCUGCUGCAGAUGGACAGUGGCUACGCGUCUAUAGAGGCUCCAUCCCGAGGCCCGGAAGACCUGCGGCUGUUUGGGAGCAGCAGCAUCACCGGCAGUCCAAAGGACAGAACGGCCCACGAGAAAAGGCACCACUUCACCAACGCGGGACGAACGGGUACCAUCGGCGAGAGCUUUGAGUCUCACCUCUUCGAGGAAGAGCCCGAAGAUGAGUUGCUGGGCGCCAGUGGAGGAGCUUCCGUUGAAACAGGCGCCAGUUCUCUGAGCUGGUUCCCAUACGGACAGAUGCUCAUGCCUCGGGAGGCCACCCAGCCUCCGCCUCAAGCGCUCACCUUGCACCGGCGAGAUUACAGCAUCGACGAGAAGACGGACGCCCUCUUCCACGAGUUUCUCCGCCACGACCCUCAGUUCGACCAGCAGGAAUCGCCGCUGAGAAAGCACCGUUCCCGGAUCCACCUCAGAAAGCAGUGGCAGCGCCACAAGCAGUGGAGCGACCCCGGUGUCCGGCACUUCCAGUCCUCCUUUGAGAGGCAGCGGACCCCGCUGCGGAGGGGUGACAGCGUGAACUACCCCCUGGACACGAGCUACCACAGUACACUGCCCCGCAUUGUCAGCGCGCCUGACGAGGAGAGCAGCGACGGGACCGGCAGCACUCCUGACACUCCAAAGGUGGAGCCCACUACUACCAGGGAUGACGGAAAGGACAAGGAGCAGGGUGCUCCCGUCAGAGACGCUGAGGGCCACGUAUCCUCCCCUCUUUCUCUUCGUCCGUCCAUUUCAGAUAGAGAUGCGGGGGUUAGUGAGCACCCUGACUCUCAGGAGGACAGCAAACAGACGUCCGGUCAGCCUCCCGAACCCUCAGGUGAGCGUUCACCCCCUCAGCUGCCCGACUCUUUAGGCUACGGGCCGCAAACCAUCACGGCAGAGCUCACGGACAAACUGACUGCUAACCUGGACGAGAGGCUGUACAGGGGGCUCCGCAGGACCAAGGACACGGCCACCGAGUGUGUGACGGUGGCGGCCACACACGCUUCUCCAGACCACAGCCCAGUGUAGCAGGGCUCCAGUCCUCCUCCUCCUCCUCCUCAAACUCACUCGUGCUGAUAACACGCUUUUCUUGUGUUUGGUUUGUCUCGCCUCAGUUUAAACAUCCCUCUGUGUGCAGCUUUAAUGUUGUGAUCCAGAUCCAUAGCGAAAACCUUGCAAAAUGUGCUUUAAAUCAGUCCACAAGUAAGCGCUUGCUCCCAGAUAAUUGGGGCUACAGCCGAUCCACCGUCCUCGUCUGUGCAAACCGUUCAGUGUCACCGUUUUACAUUUCGCCCGACGACGAAAAUAGAAAAUGAUGGAUGCUAACAUAUCAGAAACGACACGAGUUUAGUAAUAACUGCUUCCUCACUGAGUAAUUCUGUGUAGUCUGUUUCCAUCUCUGAUGCUGUCUUUCCUGUCUGUGCUAGAAUAAAUGAAGCGGAGGGCUCUUAUGGCCUCCUUGAUCCACUGUGAAACCAGGUGCUAUGUAGAAAGCUACUGAACUGAACUGGACACAGCAGUUACCUGCCGGUCCUGUGGCCAUACACCAUUGGAUAAUAAGCCGUUUUACCAUAUUUUACGAGAUUGGUUCAAAUUAGUCUAAAUUAAGCAUUAUUUAUCAUGACGUCGGUCCAUGCUAGGACAACCAGACUUUUAAUUUCAAACGAAGGGCCUUCUCAAGGAGCGUCACACUUUCCCAAAAGGUCCAGAGAACCCCAAAUUCCUCAAUUCCGUCUUUUGAAAAUGGAUCCUUUGUGUCGUCAUUAAGUGUGCAGCUGAUCACGAUGCUUGUUGUAUUUGACCAAAAAUGCAUACCUGCUCUGUAACAAUUUUUUUGUUUAUCCUCAUUGGUUUGUUUAAUGAGUAGAAACACAUUUUUGUACGUCUGCAUUGCUUAAAAUGAAAAGUGUGGAAGGUUUGAAGAGGACAGAUGUCCCGCACCGACUGACACGACUAUCAGACUAGACGGGCUCCAGCACUCUGGUAUAAUGACUCCUUAUCAGCCACACAUAUAACGGAUGUAUUUACAUGAGCUAUGACUCCGAGUAUUACUGGGAUUCGCCGACAUGACGUGUCUGUCCUUGCAUGGAGAACAGGCUCGUACUCAUCAGGCAGGUUUACAGCCAUGACACGGGCACUCACAUUGAAGCCGUUAGACACAAUGACUGCCUUCACAGAUGUUUAGUGUUUAUUGAAUUUACAAGAAAGGCAUGUGUUAUCGUGCAUGGGGCUCCCAUAACAGGCUUUACUUGUCCACAUAUGACAUUCUUGUUUUCCCUCCUCGUCCUCCUCUUCUGCUGAGAUAGUCGACGCCGCAGUAGAUGCUUCCCUCGAGGGUUGAGUACUUCACUUCCUGCCAGCUUUUAAAACCAAACCGAACAAAGGCCGCAUCUGUAUUUAAAUUCAAUAUAUUUUUCUCCUGUUUUGCUUCUUGGCGUUUACGACAGGCUGCCGCUCACGUACAACCAUGUCACCAGAUUAGGUCUCGCUGGCGAAGAAUGCGCGCGAUGGCCACAAACGCUGUAUGUAAAUAAUCUGCUUUCACGUCGUCAGCUGCAGCGGCAGGUUGAGCGUAACCCAGUUUUGCUCACGAUAUCUUUUUCUCAGAGGGAGUGCAGGGCUCUCCGUCUCUCCCACAUGCAGGGGGGGGGGGAUCACAGCAGAAGAUGGUGUUGAAUAUUAAUCAUAAGAGAACAAGGGAAGCCCUUCCUCGGGUCUCCUGAUCUCUUUGAGGCUGUUGCUAUGCAGUGGAUCGAAAGGAGUGAACUGAAAUAUCAGAGGAACAAACAUUAUCCUCCGCUCUUUGUCUGGGAGGAUGAUGACGCUCCUUUCCAGCCUGCCCAGAUUAGAUCUGUCUCCCGUUCGUGACUCCUCUUGUGGCUAAGUGAGGCAGGAGCCGUGUUCCUCAUUAGCAGAACAAUGGCCGAGAUGAAAGGAGGUGAGCCCAUCGCUCUCUCUUUUCUUUCCCAUCACACACAUUCAGCCAUUAUGCCAUCAUUAAGAUUAUGGCACAAUUCUGUGAUGUUCUUUUUUUUUUUUUUUUACGACGGCACUAAUCAGCAGGAAGGGGAUGAAAUAUCAGCAAUUUCCCUCUCAGUUAAGGCGGCAGUGGCAUCUUGACUAUGGUGAGUCUGGUGAAAGACAAAGACGGGUACACUUCAUUCAGACCUAAAGCCGGAACGUGUCAGAGCUCAGAUCCAGCUGGAGAUGACAACAGUCCAGCCAAGGCAGAGAAAAUGGCCACGACUGCAUUAAGAUCAGUACAUCUGUACAAAUAUUGAAGUUUGCCGUGUACACAAGCACAAUGUCGCAAGAGCUAGACUAAAUCAAUGUCCUUUAAUAGGUUUAGACAGAUGCUGUGUAACUCGGGACACUGUGGUAAAUGGUGUUAGUGUACUAACCAGUAGCCUGUCAAAUGCAGUGAAGCAUAGCCAUGUGUAGGUCUGCAUGAGAGUUAACAUUUUAGUGCAAAUCUUUUCUCAGACUUAUGGUACAAUCCGAUCAGGUCCAUAGUUAAUGUCAUUUGUUUAAGGCAACAGUCAAAACGUUGGUAUGACUAGAAAUUUUGUAUUUUAUGGAAUCUACUUUUAAGAGUCAUGCUAGGAUGCUGUAACUGAUGAGAUUUUGUGAGAUUUAUCUCCCUGAAAGUAGAAAUAUUUCUGUAUUCCUUGCUUGUUAGUAAACUGCUUAAUUUCUCAAAGGAGAUCGACGAGCUUUCUUAACGACGUUGCUUUAGUUGAUCCAAAUCUAUCGAGCCUUGAGGGACCAAAUUGUUUUAAAAAGAAUAAUAAAAAAGUACUAUUUUAGGGUUUGUUUUGAAAUCUGUGAAUAAACGAAUGAAGCAAAAAACGGUUAUAACGUGGCUUUUUUCAAAGCAGUGCUUGCUAAUCAAGGCGUGGGAAUGGAUCACAGAGAGGGUUCCCUCUCAUGAAUCUCAUUUCAUUUUUCUCUGUUGCCUUGA
Mugil cephalus (flathead mullet) is the source of this 6022-nucleotide messenger RNA. RefSeq names its product CACN subunit beta associated regulatory protein b (gene cbarpb). The coding region runs from base 394 to 3090 and encodes 898 amino acids. The transcript is spliced from 11 exons. Gene Ontology annotation, molecular function: transmembrane transporter binding. The record is from RefSeq and is a predicted model, not a curated record. NCBI's taxonomy places the organism in Eukaryota, Metazoa, Chordata, Actinopteri, Mugiliformes, Mugilidae. Gene Ontology annotation, cellular component: plasma membrane; secretory granule. Gene Ontology annotation, biological process: negative regulation of voltage-gated calcium channel activity; negative regulation of calcium ion-dependent exocytosis.